AUGGAGAUUAAAUUGGUACAAGAAACCGCUCGAGCCAAUGCUGCCGAAGAUCGCCUGGCUGCGGAAAUAGCGACUCGAGCUUCCUUAGAAGGACGACUCCAGUCCCUGCAAUGUCGCUACGAAGUAUUAUUGCGCGAUACACUGCCGCCACUUAAGACCCACGCAUCACGUAUGGACCGUGAUCAACCUUCACCUAUUAAUUCUGAAAACCUUUCGAUUAAUCCGGCUCAUCAAGAAGCUCAAGCGCCACUUCCGAUCUAUAAUUUUGUGCCACCGCGCACCCAACGGUCGCCAGCAUUGACAAAAAACACACCACCACCGCAAGAUUUAGGUUCAUCUCCAGGACUAGCUCUAUCUUAA
Peronospora farinosa is the source of this 360-nucleotide messenger RNA. The record is from the annotation of a GenBank genome assembly. Lineage: Eukaryota; Oomycota; Peronosporomycetes; Peronosporales; Peronosporaceae.